This is a messenger RNA of Arachis stenosperma, 1649 nucleotides long. Its product is annotated as methylthioribose-1-phosphate isomerase. NCBI's taxonomy places the organism in Eukaryota, Viridiplantae, Streptophyta, Magnoliopsida, Fabales, Fabaceae. The record is from RefSeq and is a predicted model, not a curated record. The coding region runs from base 198 to 1325 and encodes 375 amino acids. Gene Ontology annotation, molecular function: S-methyl-5-thioribose-1-phosphate isomerase activity. The transcript has 9 exons.
UGGUCCCUGGUCAGGUUCAUUGCACGCAUCUUUCCAUGCCACUCUUUUACACUGCAAACUGAUACAGUGAUACUUCAAAAUUUAAACUUAAAAAGGAAGAAAACAAAGCAGGGCUUUGGGUCUCAAUUCUUCCAAUUUCCUCAUUUCCGGGAACUCAACCACCGAACCCUAAAACACUUCCAAGUUUUCUAUAAACCAUGGCGUCUUGUGGUUCCAACGGAGUUGAAUCCCCAAACACGCUCCAAUCCAUAUGUUACAACCGCGGUUCCCUUCAGCUUCUCGAUCAGAGGAAGCUACCUCUGGAAACAAUUUUUUUGGACAUAAAGGAUUCCACUGAUGGCUGGAAUGCCAUACGGGAUAUGGUGGUCCGGGGAGCACCUGCUAUUGCCAUUGCAGCUGCACUCUCUCUGGCUGUUGAGGUGUCUAAUCUAGGUUCUUUUAAUGGGUCGCCUGGUGAUGCUGCUUCCUUGUUGCAAAGCAAGUUAGAAUAUCUUGUCUCAAGUCGGCCAACUGCAGUAAACUUAUCAGAUGCUGCAACAAAGCUAAAAGAAGUCAUAUCUAAGGCUGCUGCUACCAGUUCAGAGGCCAGGAGUGUUUUCCAGGCAUAUAUAGAAGCAGCUGAAAUUAUGCUUGAGGAUGAUGUUGCCUCAAACAAAGCAAUUGGUUCAUAUGGAGCAAAGUUCAUGCAACAGCAAAUGGAGAAACAGAAACUUUCUGUCUUGACCCAUUGCAACACUGGAAGUCUAGCCACAGCUGGAUAUGGUACUGCUCUGGGUGUAAUUCGCGCACUUCACAGUGGAGGAGUUUUAGAAAGGGCUUAUUGCACUGAAACCCGGCCAUUUAAUCAAGGUGCUAGACUUACUGCCUAUGAGUUAGUGCAUGAUAAAAUACCAGCUACUCUUAUAGCAGAUUCUGCUGCUGCUGCCUUAAUGAGAGCCGGACGUGUGGAUGCUGUUGUUGUUGGAGCCGAUCGUGUUGCAUCAAAUGGUGACACAGCCAACAAAAUUGGGACCUAUAGCGUUGCCUUGUGUGCCAAGUUUCACAAUGUACCUUUUUAUGUGGCUGCACCGCUGACUUCGAUUGAUCUGUCACUUUCUUCCGGAGAAGAAAUCGUCAUUGAGGAGAGAUCUCCGAAGGAGUUGUUGAACACACGAGGAGGACUUGGAGAGCAAGUUGCUGCCUCAGGAAUUUCGGUAUGGAAUCCGGCUUUCGAUGUUACACCUGCUGGUCUAAUACAUGGAAUCAUAACUGAGAAGGGUGUCAUUACAAAGAUGUCUCCGGCUGAUGCUUUUGACAUAAAAGCAUUCAUACAGAAAACAGGUUAGGUGGCUGAAGUGCUUUGUAUUAAUGAUGAUCCAUGCUGGUGGAGUAAGAAAUUUCUCAGACAUGUAACAUUUAUCGUGGAUUUUAAGUGUGUUUAAUGUCAUUUGGGGACAUUGUUAAUAAACAUCUCAAUAAAAAUUGUGGGGAUGAUGUGAACUCGGGUGCAUAUAUGCUACAAAUUCAAUGACCCCGUGAGGUGACGUCGUUGAAGAUGAGGAGCACCAAUGAAACACAGCACAUUUAACUUGCAUAAUUGUUAGUAGUCGCCUAGUGGAAAUGGAACCUCUCCGGUGGAAAAAAACACUUGAGAGAAUAAAGUUUUUUAA